Molecule: messenger RNA, 6213 nt
Organism: Fundulus heteroclitus (mummichog)
Lineage: Eukaryota; Metazoa; Chordata; Actinopteri; Cyprinodontiformes; Fundulidae
Gene: malrd1
Product: MAM and LDL receptor class A domain containing 1
Exons: 33
Coding region: 1-5481 (1826 amino acids)
Cellular component (GO): membrane
Molecular function (GO): protein binding
Source: RefSeq, a predicted model, not a curated record
AUGGCGUUACUGCUUGGCACGGCGUGGCUGCUUUUGGCCCAAGGUGUGCUGAUCAACCCGGUGUUUGUCACCGCCUGCUCACAGCAGGAGUUUACCUGCAACGAGGGAUUCUGUGUGCCUUUGGACUCCGUGUGUGACUUCACCGACGACUGCGGAGAUGGCAGCGACGAAGAAAACUGUUCUACGUAUACAAGAUGUGAUUUCGAGGACGGUUUCUGUGAUCUGAUCCAAAGCUCAGAGACCCUCUUUGGAUGGACCAGGACAGCUGAGGCCCCUGGACUUAAACAGGGCCACAGAAACACCUCAGCACAUUUUCUGUCGCUUUCACCCACUGGAGGGAAACAGACCACCGCAGAACUGAUGAGUCCCGUCUUCCUGCCGACUCACAGCUGCCAGAUACAUUUCUACCACUAUGUUGUGGCUCCACAUGGAGAUCUUCAGAUGCUGCUUCAGCCUCAUUUAGCGGGUCAGAGCGCUGAAGUCUGGAAACACUCCACACAGCUCCAGACGGAAACAUGGCAGCGGGCAGCGGUUAACAUCUCCAGCAACCAGAGCUUUCAGAUUGUAAUUCGAGGGGAACUUUCAGCCAGCAGUGAAGCCUCUGAGGUUUUAGCCAUUGAUGAUUUAUCUUUCAGUCCUGGAUGCGUGAUUCUGCCCGAGGCCAGGGUCCCCAGUCUGCCUCCCUGCCCUCAGUCGUGGUUCACCUGCUCUGGAGGGGAGUGUAUCGAGGAGAGCAAAGUUUGCGACUUCACACCUCACUGUCCCAAUGGAGAGGAUGAAGCCAGCUGCCCCUCCGAGUGUGACUUUGAGGACGGCUCAUGCGGCUGGUAUGAGCUCACUCCUGGAGACGGGUUUGACUGGAUCAGAGGCUCCUCUGAAAAGAUACCGCCGGACUAUUAUGAUCACCCACCCCUGCCGGACCACACUACUAACAACACUAAAGGUCAUUUCAUGUUUAUACUGAAAAACAGCAGCAGUCUGUACCCGAAUGCUGUCCUCCGAGGACCCUGGUUCCAGCAAGCAGCCUCGGGGUGCAUCAUGACCUUUUGGCAUUAUAACUCGGGAAUAUCUGUGGGGGCUGCUGACAUGUACCUUCAAUCAAAAGGAACUCAAAACAAGUCUGUCAUAUGGACGACCCUGUACGAUCAAGGAAGACGAUGGAACCGGGUCACCGUUCAGCUGGGCCGCAUCACUCAGCCCUUCCAGAUCGGCCUGGCUAAAAUCAGCCUUGGCGUGUUCGAUGGCGUCUCUGCUUUUGAUGAUAUCUCCUUCAAGAACUGUUCGAUGCCGCCAGCGGUGGCUGUGUGCCCCGAGCACACGCACUUCCACUGCGCGCACACCAAAGCGUGUGUGGAGCGCCUGCGGCUCUGUGACCUUGUGGAUGACUGUGGGGAUGGAUCGGAUGAAGAAGGAUGUUCUCCAGACAUUCAGUGUGACUUUGAAGAUGGACUGUGCAACUGGAAGCAGGAAACGAGCGGAGGGGACGUGUUUGACUGGACCCGCGUCCAGGGUCCGUCUCCGACCCUGGACACGGGCCCCUGGACUGACCACACGCUGGGCAACAGCUCGGGCCACUACCUCUACAUUGAGUCUUCCCUCCCGCAGGAGUUCAAGGACACAGCUUUGCUGCUGAGCCCGGUCUUUGGGCCAACCUACCAGCGUGUCAAGGACCCAGCCUGGUCCCGCAACCACCGCUGUGCCUUUCGCUUCCAUUACUGCAUGUUUGGGUCACACGUGUUCAGCCUGGCAGUGUACCUGAGGACCACCUCCAUCGGCCGCGGCCUCCUGCUCUGGGCUAAAUAUGGAAACCAAGGAAACCUGUGGCACAGGAAGACGUUGUACCUGCACAGUGCUCAACCUUUUCAGAUUUUAAUUGAAGGCACAGUGGGGGAUGAUUUUGAAGGCGACAUCGCCAUCGAUGACCUUUCCUUUCUGGACUGUCAGCUGUUGGAUGGAGAGCUGCCCUCACCGAUCACCCCGGCACAGACCACUCCAGCGCCGACGGUCCUGCCCCACAGCUGCCCCGAGGGGCAGUUUGUGUGUGGCACGCACGGAGAGUGCGUUCUUCUCAGCCAAGUGUGCGACUUCAAACACGACUGCUCCGACGGAUCGGAUGAAACGAGCUGUGUGAAGGAAAAAUGCGAUUUUGAAGGCGGCUUUUCUUGCGGCUGGACGAUUGUUAGCCCUGCUUUCAGUGUGAACCAUGCUUUUCGCUGGGCAGCCGACCAGGGGGAAAGCAUUCAUGAUGGGGAGCAGAACCACCGUCCAACCAAUGACCACACGCUUAACAGCCCUGAGGGUUGGUACAUGUACGCGGACAGCUCAAACGGCGGCUAUGGUCAGAUGUCUGACCUCCAGACACCGGUCAUCUCCUCCGCUGGGCCACGGUGCACCCUGGUCUUCUGGUACCACAUGAACGGAUUCACCGUGGGAACCCUGCAAGUGCUCUUCAGGCACAAAAACAACACCCAUGUGGUUUGGUCUCAGACCGGGAACCAAGGCAACAGAUGGAGACGAGCUGACGUGUUUUUGGGGUCAUCAAAUGACUUUCAGGUGGUGUUUAGAGCGAAACGAGGGAUCAGCUACAUGGGGGAUGUAGUGAUAGACGAUGUCAGCUUCCAGGACUGCUCCCCUGUUCUUCCGUCAGACCAGCCGUGCACAGCAGAGGAGUUUGCCUGCGCUAACGGCCACUGCAUCCCUCAGGACGAUCUGUGCGACUUCAUCAACCACUGCGGGGACAACUCAGACGAGGAUCCUUUCAUCUGCAAGGGCUUUAGCGGACGCUGCAAUUUUGAGUUUGACCUCUGUUCUUGGCGCCAGUGCCGACAGGACGACUUUGAUUGGCUGAUCAAAGCAGGCAGCACCCCGACCUUUGGAACGGGCCCAUCUAAUGACCACACUCUGAGAGAUCCAUCUGGACACUACCUCUACCUGGAGAGCUCUUUCCCUCAGGGUGUGGGCGACACCGCCCGAGUGAUUGGACCCUUGCUGAGCAGAAGGAGUUCACAGUGCAAGAUGCGUUUCUACUUUCACAUGUCUGGAGACGGCAUUGGGACCCUUGGCGUUUUCAUUAAAUCUGAAGGAGGUCUUCACCUCCUGCUGAACCUGACGGGAGAUCAGGGCAACUACUGGAAAAUGAAGGAGCUCCAGCUGAGCUCCACCGCAGACUUCCAGGUGGUGUUUGAAGGCAAGGUGGGGAGCAGCGAAAAGGGGGACAUCUGCCUGGACGAUAUCACUUUUUCUCCAGGGUGCCUCCUCUCCCCCUCACCAUCGGUGAUGGACACCAGUCCUCCUCCUUCUUCGGUUCCUCCGACAGGGUUCUGUCCUCCAGGCGCAUCGGUUUGUGGAAAAGGCAGCUGUUUUACACCAGAGCAGCAGUGCGACUUCACAGACGACUGCGGCGACGGCACGGAUGAGAAGGACUGUGGCACCUCCUGCUCUUUUGAGAACGGUCGUUGUGGUUGGAAGAGCUCGCUGGCUGACAACUUUGACUGGGCGCUCGGUACCGGUUCUGUCCAAAGCAUACGGCCGCCGUACGAUCACACGCUGAUGGAUGAGAAUGGCCAUUUUGUCUAUCUGGAGGCGACCCCGGUGGGACUGAAAGGCGACAAGGCCCACAUAAGCAGUUCUGUUUGGAGAGAGUCAAGUGCUGUCUGCAAGCUGUCCUUCUGGUACUACCUUUCCCAAAAGGCCUCGGGGACCAUCCGGCUGCUGAUCAAGACGGAGAACAGCCUAAUUGAGAUGUGGAACAAAACAGGGCAUCAGGGACACGAGUGGAACCGAGCCGUGGUCCCCCUCAGGAAGCUCAGGAACUUUGCGGUGAUUUUCGAGGGGAUCCGUUCCAGAGACGUGAGCGGCGGAGCUGCCCUGGACGACCUGGAAUACAUCGACUGCGCUCCGAGCGCUGUGGAGCCAGGUAGUUGUCCUGCGGUCACAGACUUCGUGUGUCAGAGCGGCCACUGCGUAGAGUCCCACCUGGUGUGUGACAACAAGGCCGACUGUGCUGAUGAAUCAGAUGAGAUGGACUGUGAACACAUAUUUGGCUCACCCGGUGCUUGUAACUUCAACAUGGAGGACGACAGGUGGAAGCAGAGCUGCCAGCUCUCUCAGGACCCUGACGAUGACUUUGACUGGAGGAUCGGCCGCAAGACAGAAACAGGAGUUGGACCACAAUCUGACCACAGUCCAGAUGGCGGGGGUAACUUCCUGUACAUACACUCGGCCACUCAGAGGGAGGGGGAUGUUGCCAAGGUGACGACUGUGAACCCAUUUCCAGCCAGCAUCGGUCUGUGUCACCUGCGCUUUUGGUUCUUCAUGCACGGCUCUACCAGGAUGGGAACUCUGAAGGUAUUCACUGUUGGACCCAGUGGGACACCUUUGCUUAUGUGGGCUGCUACCGGAAACUAUGGAAACCAGUGGACAUACGCCAACGUCAUCCUGUCCAACACAGGAGAUUUCAGAGUGACCUUCCAGGCGGAGGUGGGGGGAGACAUGUGGACGGACAUCGCCCUGGAUGACAUCUCCUACACCGCGGAGUGUAUGGUUGGAGGACCAGUAACUCCACAGCCGCUGACCUGCGACGCUGAGCACUUCCAGUGUGCGUACUCCUUCCAGUGUAUCCCAAAGAGCUGGUGGUGUGACGGGUUGCCGGACUGCCAGGAUCAUUCUGAUGAAGAGCACUGCCCGACUGCCCUGCCGGGAACCGUUCCUCCUCAGGGUCGCUGUCCUGCCGAGAACUUUCAGUGUUCAGACUAUACCUGCCUCCCCGCCUUACUGCGCUGCGACGGGGUCCCUGACUGCCCCAACGGAGAGGAUGAACACAGCUGCCCGUUGCUGCAGUGCGAGCCGGGAGAACUUGUAUGUGAGAGCUGGCCCGGUUGUAUCCCGCCUCACAUGCGAUGUGACCACGUCCCCGACUGUCUCCCGUACCACUCAGAUGAGUCCAGCUGCCAUGAAUGCCCGCCAACAUACUGCCAGGAUCACGGUUCUUGCUAUAUUGAGGAAAACGGACCUCUGUGCUUGUGCGAGCCGGGAUGGAUGGGCAAUCGCUGCCACGUAAAAGAGAAACCAUCCCUCACCACCUCGUCGCCGACUCUAGAGGCCACACAGCUGGUCUCUGUGUAUGCUGGCAUCGGCAUCGGCAUGGUGCUGCUCUUGGCUGGAGUCGCCGUGUGCUUUCUCGCCCUGUGCAAGAAGAAAUGCGGCUUCAUAAGAGAUGACCCAAUGAAGUGCGGCAUGAUGGAUAAUCCAGGCUUCGACUGGGGAGCAGAGCGCCCAUCAGAGGAGAAAAGUCCAGACGGUCUCCCCGGCAUUUACCCCAAAAGGAGAGAUGCUUCUGGGCUUUCUAUCAGCGUCUACCCCUGGAGAAGAGAGGUGAAGCAGGGUUCAAGCUGGAAAGAUGCCAAGCUAUCCUUCUCCAACCCACUGUACAAUUACCCCAGCGACAGUAAUGGUGCCGGCAACAGAAGCUCUGAAGAAUAAAAUCGAUGGAUUUGAUGGACUGGUUUUUGGGCAGAUUUCCUCGUGUUAAGACGCAGAGUGUUAAUCUAAACUUAAGCAGGAGGAAACUUACCCGUGUUCAAUAGAUCUAAACUUGUAUAUAGCUCAUUCUCAAAAUUUUGAAGUUAAUCUUUUAAAAUAUCUGAAGAAUUAUGUUUUUUGUAAGUUUCUUUUGAUCAAGUAUUACAAACAAAACAACUAAAAACUGUAAUAAUGUAACCAGACCAAAAAAAAACCCUGAUUUGUUCAUUUUUACUGUGUUUUCAUUUCAAAGCAUAUUUUUGGUAGCCCUGUUAAAAUAAUGAAAUAGUAAAAUAAAUAAUUAUCUUUAGUGUUUAUAUAGUCAUAGACAACAUUUAGAAUAAAUGCCCCAUUUACAAUAACUUAUAGAAUCUCAGACUUUGGUCCCGGCCCAAUAUUAUCUGUGUUAUUAUCUGUUGUAACAAGAAUUCAAUUGAAUGAACUAAAAAGUCUUGGCUUCAGCCAAUUGUUUGGUAAAUUUUGAGUUUGUAAAGUAGCGUGUUUCUUCUUUUUGUUAUGCUGUUAAUUUACCAAAAUAAAAUGAAGUGAAGUGAACAUAACUGUGAGGAGGAAGAAAGAAGACACACACUUUUGUAAAAAAUAAAUAAAUAAAUGAAUAAGUACAGCCUUUAUUUUCAUGUAACAGCUGCAUAUCUGUUGAGGUGUGAUUUUACCAUCUGGGCACAUCAAGAG